UCUGAUUUGCUGCAUCGCACAGCUCGUCGUGAACGAGCUAAAGCGCUGCAUCAUAAACUGAGCAUUUUUAUCGCAGUGAACAUAAAACACAAAAACCGAGUUACCGGUUUAUUUAUUUAGCUUCCAAGUGUUAGCAAAACCUUCUAAAGAUGUCUUUCCACACUGGCCGUGGAUGCCCGAGGGGAAGACCAGCCGCUCCAGGCCCAAUGUAUCGGCCUGCUCCUCCACGGUAUCACUAUGACCCUCCAGCUGCUCCGGGUCCCAUCUAUAAUCCUCAAGGCAGCAGUGGCUACAUGCCACCUCAUCCUGACUUCAUGCCAUUCCAUUUCCCCGCACCCUCACAGGGCUCUAAUGCUCUGCCUCAAUGCCCCAUACGCCCACCAGUCUUCCCAGAGCCACCCCCUUUUCCUCCACCUGCUCCUCACAGCUCAGACAGCUCUGCUCCAGUUCCAAUUCAGAGCUCUUAUCCUUACAUGAUGCCCACUGUCACCCCUCCACCUCUUCCACCUGUGCCACCCUCUGUGCCACCUUCUAUGCCUUACCCGCCAUCAUAUCCCAUGAGCUAUCCUCCACAGCCACAGCUCCCUCCUCCACCGAGCUUCAACCCAGCUUACGUGCAGCCCGGAGGUUCCUUCAAACCUGAACGCUCCCGCCCACCUCUACAAUACAAGUCAGACACCUGUUCCCGCUCGCCGGAAAGACUUCGUCACCAUGAUGACCACCGCCACAGGGGCCACAGCUAUGGAGGCUAUGGAGGUCGGCAUAACCGAGAGUUUGGAGGAGAGAAACGUGACAGAGGGUGCAGUUCAGAGCGCAGGAGGUCAGACAGCCCGCGUUACAAAGCGGACUAUGACAGAGGGCGCGUACCGUCAAGACACCGCAGCAGAGAACGUUAUCGGCAUAGAGAUGAGGCCGGUUCACCCCCCUCCGACAGACACAGGAAACACAUUCGCAAUCGCUCAGGCAGUCGAGAGAGAAAGCGUCGACGUGUGGAGGAGGAGAAAGAGAGGAGAACAGACAGCACCUCCAGCAGUCGAGAGAGAUCGGUGAGCUAUAGCAGGACUAGAGAUGCAGAGGAGACAUCCACUGACAGACACGAGGAGGAGAAAGGAGAGGAGGAGUUACUCAAACCUGCCUGGAUCCGCUGUACACAUGCUGAGAACUACUACUCCAAUGAUCCCAUGGACCAAGUGGGUGAUUCUACAGUCGUGGGAACCAGUAAGUUGAGAGAUCUGUAUGAGCGCUUUGAGGAAGAGCUUGGUCGGAGACAGGAACGGGCCAAAUCCAGUAGACCUAAAUGGGAACCACCCAAGACCAAAUUGGACCAGGAUCAAGAUGAGAGCUCCAGCGAAUCAGAAUGUGAUUCUGAUGGAGGUGGUAGCAGCUGCUCCAGCAGCUCUGACUCUGAAGUGUUUGAUGUAAUUGCUGAGAUCAAGAGAAAGAAAGCUCAUCCUGACCGCCUCCAUGAGGAGCUGUGGUACAAUGACCCUGGACAGAUGAACGAUGGGCCGUUAUGCAAGUGCAGUGCCAAAGCUAGGCGAACUGGAAUCCGACACAGUAUUUAUCCGGGUGAACAGCCAGUGAAAUCAUGCCGGCCGAUGAGUAACAAUGCUGGGAAACUGUUUCAUUACAGAAUAACUGUGUCCCCACCCACCAACUUUCUAACAGAUAGACCCACUGUUAUAGAGUAUGACGACCACGAGUACCUCUUUGAGGGCUUUUCCUGCUUUUCUCAUACACCACUUACUAAUAUCCCUUUGUGUCGGGUUAUUCGCUUCAACAUCGAUUACACUAUCCACUUUAUAGAAGAGAUGGCACCUGAGAACUACUGCGUUAAAGGCCUGGAAAUGUUUUCUUCAUACCUCUUCAAAGACAUCUUGGAGUUAUACGAUUGGAAUCUCGCAGGUCCUGAUGAAAGCGGCCCUUCAGGUUGUCAGAGGUUUCAUUUUAUGCCACGGUUCGUACGGUUCCUCCCAGAUGGAGGAAAGGAGGUGCUGUCUAUGCACCAGGUGCUGCUGUAUCUACUGCGCAGCAGCACAGCCCUAGUUCCAGAAGAGGAGAUCGCCAACAUGCUUCAAUGGGAGGAGCUAGAGUGGCAGAAAUAUGCUGAAGAGUGCAAGGGCAUGAUUGUUACCAACCCUGGCAUGAAACCCAGUUCUGUGAGGAUUGAUCAGUUGGAUCGGGAACAGUUCAAUUCAAGUGUCAUCACUUUCCCAAUCAUUGUGCAUUUUGGCAUCCGACCUGCCCAGCUUAGCUACGCCGGAGACCCACAGUAUCAAAAGUUGUGGAAGAGUUACGUGAAACUGCGGCACUUGCUGGCCAACAGCCCGAAGGUUAAACAAAUUGACAAACAGAAGUUAACACAGAGAGAGGAAGCUCUGCAGAAGAUCAGGCAGAAGAAUACGAUGAGAAGGGAGGUCACAGUGGAGCUCAGCAGUCAGGGUUUCUGGAAGACUGGUAUCCGCUCUGAUGUUUGUCAGCACGCCAUGAUGCUGCCAGUUCUCACCCACCACAUCCGCUACCACCAGUGCCUGAUGCAUUUAGACAAGCUGAUCGGUUACAUGUUCAAGGAACGAUGCCUGCUGCAGUUGGCAAUGACUCACCCCAGUCAUCAUCUUAAUUUUGGGAUGAAUCCUGACCAUGCUCGCAACUCUCUGUCAAAUUGUGGCAUAAGGCAGCCCAAAUAUGGGGACAGGAAAGUGCAUCAUAUGUACAUGAGGAAAAAGGGAAUUAACACCUUGAUUAAUAUUAUGUCAAGAUUGGGCCAGGAUGACCCAUCACCCUCCAGAAUCAAUCAUAAUGAGCGCUUGGAGUUUCUUGGUGAUGCAGUUGUUGAGUUCCUAACCAGUGUGCAUCUCUAUUACUUGUUCCCAAACCUGGAGGAGGGAGGGCUCGCCACGUAUCGCACAGCAAUCGUUCAAAAUCAGCAUCUUGCUAUGCUUGCCAAGAAACUGGAGUUAGAUCGCUUCAUGUUAUAUGCCCAUGGCCCUGACCUGUGCAGGGAGUCAGACCUCCGACACGCCAUGGCAAACUGUUUUGAGGCACUAAUAGGGGCUGUUUACCUGGAAGGUGGCUUAGAGGAAGCCAAGCAACUCUUCGGGAGGCUGCUGUUCAACAUUGAGGAGCUGAGGGACGUUUGGCUCAACUAUCCACCUCAUCCUUUACAGGUACAAGAGCCACUGACAGACAGGCAGUUGAUCGAGUCGUCUCCAGUUCUGCAGAAACUCACUAAUUUUGAGGAUGCCAUUGGAGUGCUGUUCACUCAUGUACGUCUCCUCGCUCGGGCCUUCACUCUGCGAACGGUGGGCUUCAACCACCUCACCCUAGGCCACAACCAGAGGAUGGAGUUCCUGGGAGAUUCUAUCAUGCAGCUGGUGGCCACUGAAUAUCUGUUCAUCCACUUCCCAGACCAUCAUGAAGGACAUUUGACACUCCUGCGCAGCUCCUUGGUGAAUAACCGUACUCAAGCAAAGGUUGCAGAGGAAUUGGGCAUGCAGGAAUAUGCCAUUACCAAUGAUAAGACCAAACGGCCUGUUGCCUUGCGGACCAAGACUUUAGCCGAUCUACUGGAGUCAUUCAUUGCGGCUCUUUAUAUUGAUAAAGACCUGGAGUUUGUGCACACAUUUAUGAAUGUUUGCUUUUUCCCACGACUCAAGGAGUUUAUCCUGAACCAGGACUGGAAUGAUCCAAAAUCGCAACUGCAGCAAUGUUGUCUAACCCUGCGAACGGAGGGAAAAGAGCCCGACAUUCCUCUAUACAAGACACUUCAGACAGUUGGACCCUCUCAUGCCAGGACCUACACAGUGGCAGUGUAUUUUAAAGGUGAACGGAUUGGCUGUGGAAAAGGACCAAGUAUUCAACAAGCUGAGAUGGGUGCAGCCAUGGAUGCAUUGGAGAAAUAUAACUUUCCUCAAAUGGCUCAUCAGAAACGCUUCAUCGAAAGAAAAUACCGGCAAGAACUGAAGGAGAUGAGAAGGGAGCGAGAGCGACAGGAGAGAGAUAGUGAUGAAGGGUAGAAUAGAAAGUGAAGGAAAAAGCAGGAUUUUACAUAAAGUGAGUCGCACAACAGCACGCUUAGGAAAGCAAGAAGCUGUUUGUUGUUGUUUUGUAUAUAAAUCUAUGUAAAAAAAUCUGUGUUUGUUAAUCCAGUUCAUACCAUUGGUAUGUUUUAAAAAGAGAAAUGUUUUGUGUGAAAUAAAUCAAACCAUAGAAAUUAGUUUACUGUGCAUAAUUUGGUGAUCAAAACGUGAUCAUAAUCCUAUCAGAUGUUUUUUGGCUACUGCAUAUUACUUUAAGGAACUAGUAAAGUGACUAAUUAUUUUUUAAUUUAGAGGGAAAUAUCUGAAUUACAUUUUCAAUACGUUUCCAUACCAAAGAGCAAACUUUUUUUUUUUUUUUUUUUUUUUUUACUGCUGAAUAGUGAUUUAACUUUCUUGUACUACAUCAUAUUAUUCACGCAAUUUAUUUGAGCUGCACCCUUUACUGAACAGGCACAAAUAUACAUUUCUUUCAGCAUUUCACUUUUGUUGUUAAAGGGCUUUUACGUUGUAAAAUAGGUUUUUGUAUUAAAAACAAACAAAGCAAGCCCUACCUAGAUUUUAAAAGUAACUCAAAAGUAACAUAACUAGGGAAGCAAGGGUGGACUGGCCAUCUAGAGAACCGGGAGAAUUCUCUGUGGCCUGGCAGCUGAUUUGGCCAGCUGCCCGACAUUUAUUUAUCUUUUAUUAAGUCUUGACUGGCAACGCAAUUUGCUUUUCCCAGGCUCCGCACGUCCACCAAAAGGAUGUAAUACUCGAGUCGAGAAUGUGGUGGAUGUAAAACAGAGUUGUUAAACUGUCCUGUUCAAGACUUCAAGUUCAGAUUAGUUGCAUCUGUACAUAGACUGUUGUAGUUUUGUCUUUUGUUUUAGUCAUUUUGUCAUUUAUUCUAGAUGGUGAAUACAAAUCCUCAAAGUGUUUUGUUUGCAAUUUUGAAAACAUACUAGCAUAAAGUACAGUUUCCAACUGUAACUAUUUCUAACUGUAACUGUUUCUAACUAUUUCCAAACUGACCAGAAAUGCAUCUAAAAUACUUAAAUAUAUAGUUGUAAAUGGACUAAUAGAGAGAAUACUGCACAGACACAAGACCAUUGAUUGAUAAAAUCCAGUGAUAUCAUGAUAUAGAUUUGAAAAAUUAGAUCAAGGUUCUGAUAUUAGUGCCAAAGUGACACACCAAUGGAUGUUAUUACGAACUUAAUUUCGGUUACUUAAAUUAAAUCAUGCAAAUGCAUUUUCCACAGUGACAAUCGUUUUACUGUAACAUCAGUUUAAAUCAACAACAAUAAAAAAGACAUUCAUCCUGGUCAGAAAACUUUAAUUUAACUUUAACAAAAAUGUAUAAUAUUGAUAAUAUUAGUGACCAAUUUGUAUUAUUUAUUUGUAUCUGUAUUAUUAACUAAAAAUGGUGACCAUACACAGUCAUCUUCUGAUUAUUUAUCUUUUUAGCUUCUUCUUGCUUAAACAUACCACGCAGGAAGAAACGUCUCUGUUAUGUAUGUAACACUCGUUCCCUGAUGGUGGGAACGGAGACGUUAUUUCGUGAUGACAGACUGGGCUCCAAGCAAGACAUAACUCCUAGUGACUGACAGACAAGGAACUGCUCUUCUUUAGUUAUAGAAUCAGAUGUGUUCCUUAAUUAUCAUCUUCAGGUCAAUCUGAGACUAUAAUUUAUCAUGUCAUGAAAUAUCUGAAAAGGUCAUUUUGUACUGAGAUGGUUCAUUUUUAGAAGUCUUUGUUCCCUCUGUAAGAUCUCUUUGGUAAUGUACUAUAGAUGAAUUAAUAACUAAUAGCCCUCAGUUUUGUCUUAUGUAAGAUAGUAAUUCCUUUUAAUGGCAGCGUGAUUUAAUAGACUACCAAAUCGUUAUGUAAGUGGUAAAAUUAUUGUUAAAAAAGUAUAUAUAUUCCUCAUGUAACUUUCAGUACGUUACAUGAGGAAAAUUGCAUUUGCUGAAAUGAUGGCACAAUGUAAAAAAUCCUAUCUGUAUUAAUCCCAAGUUUUUGUUAAUGAAGUAAACUUUUUGGAAUACCA
Puntigrus tetrazona (Sumatra barb) is the source of this 6066-nucleotide messenger RNA. RefSeq names its product drosha ribonuclease III (gene drosha). Gene Ontology annotation, cellular component: nucleus. Gene Ontology annotation, biological process: primary miRNA processing; regulation of gene expression; pre-miRNA processing. The transcript has 31 exons. The record is from RefSeq and is a predicted model, not a curated record. Bases 150 to 4016 code for a protein of 1288 amino acids. Gene Ontology annotation, molecular function: ribonuclease III activity; double-stranded RNA binding. Lineage: Eukaryota; Metazoa; Chordata; Actinopteri; Cypriniformes; Cyprinidae.